ACUUCAGUGUGUUUGCCGGUGUUGAAAAUUUGUCAAAACUCAAAUCGUUUUUAAUCUUUCCGAAAAUAGCCCAUCAGCCAUGGCGGCUUUCCCCGGAAGUAUAGCCUUUGACGAGUUCGGUCGCCCUUUUAUUAUUUUACGCGACCAAGAAAACCAGAAGCGAUUAACCGGAAUUGAUGCUUUGAAGUCGCACAUUUUGGCCGCCCAGCAAAUCGCCAACACCAUUCGCACCUCUUUGGGCCCCAAAGGCCUCGACAAGAUGAUGGUUUCGCCCGACGGUGAAGUGACUGUGACCAAUGAUGGGGCAACGAUUUUGAAAAUGAUGGAGGUUGACCAUGAAAUUGGUAAAUUGUUGGUACAAUUGUCCCAAUCGCAGGAUGACGAAAUUGGCGAUGGUACAACUGGGGUUGUUGUUCUUGCGGGGGCUUUGUUGGAACAAGCCGGGGCUUUACUCGACCGUGGUAUUCAUCCAAUUCGAAUCGCCGAUGGGUUUGAAUUGGCUUGUCAAACAGCUGUUAAACAUUUGGAGAAAAUCGCUGAAUUGUUCCCAGUUUCGGCGCAAAACACGGAGCCUCUGAUCAAAGUCGCGAUGACUACUUUAGGGUCAAAAAUCAUAAAUAAAUGCCACAGACAAAUGGCCGAAAUUGCCGUCAAUGCAGUGUUGGCUGUGGCAGAUUUGGAACAAAAAGAUGUCAAUUUCGAAUUGAUUAAAGUCGAAGGUAAAGUUGGUGGGCGUUUAGAAGACACUACAUUGGUCAAAGGUGUGGUCAUUGACAAAACCAUGUCCCACCCUCAAAUGCCUAAAGAAUUGAAAAAUGUCAAGUUGGCAAUCCUGACUUGUCCAUUUGAACCCCCCAAACCCAAAACCAAACAUAAGUUGGAUGUUAGCAACGUUGAAGAAUUCAAAGAAUUGCGUCAAUACGAACAAGACAAGUUUAAAGAAAUGGUGGGGCUUGUUAAAAAGGCGGGGGCAACAUUAGCCAUCUGCCAAUGGGGUUUCGACGAUGAGGCUAAUCACCUCCUUCUCCAACAACAACUCCCAGCUGUUCGUUGGGUUGGGGGUCCUGAAAUUGAGCUUAUUGCUAUAGCAACAGGGGGGCGAAUUGUCCCUCGUUUUGAGGAAUUAAAUCCGGAUAAAUUAGGUAGCGCUGGUUUAGUCCGUGAAUUGUCUUUUGGUACAACCAAAGACCACAUGUUGGUGAUUGAGGAGUGUUCAAAUUCGCGCGCUGUCACUAUUUUAGUACGUGGGGGUAACCAAAUGUUGGUUGCUGAGGCGAAGAGAAGUCUUCAUGACGCACUAUGUGUUGUUAGAAGUUUAGUACAGGAACCGAGAGUUGUGUAUGGAGGGGGCGCAGCUGAAGUUGCAUGUAGUUUAGCUGUGGGGGCACAAGCUGAUCAAUUAGCGUCUUUGGAACAGUAUGCUUUCAGGGCUUUUGCUGAAGCUUUGGAAAGCAUUCCAUUGGCGUUAGCUGAAAAUUGUGGAUUAUCAGCGAUUCAUGCUUUAGGUGAAGUCAAAGCAAAACAAUCAACAACUGGAGAUUCAUCUCUUGGGAUUGAUUGUAUGAAUACAGGAAAUAUGAAUAUGAGGGAACAACAUGUUAUUGAAUCGCUGAAAUCGAAACGACAACAAUUACUUCUCGCUACACAACUUGUCAAAAUGAUACUGAAAAUUGACGAUGUUCGAUCCCCAAAUGAUGGUCAAGGACUCUAAUUCAUAAUUACUCAUCAUUUAACACUUGUAUCGCUUAUUUAACUCAAAUAAACUUUUCACUAACUAGGAAAAA
This is a messenger RNA of Tribolium madens (black flour beetle), 1784 nucleotides long. It is a transcript of the gene CCT5, whose product is annotated as T-complex protein 1 subunit epsilon. Gene Ontology annotation, molecular function: ATP binding; ATP hydrolysis activity; ATP-dependent protein folding chaperone. Gene Ontology annotation, cellular component: chaperonin-containing T-complex. The record is from RefSeq and is a predicted model, not a curated record. The transcript has 3 exons. NCBI's taxonomy places the organism in Eukaryota, Metazoa, Arthropoda, Insecta, Coleoptera, Tenebrionidae. Bases 80 to 1711 code for a protein of 543 amino acids. Gene Ontology annotation, biological process: protein folding.